AUGUUCUUCAAAUUUGUAAAAAAUAUUUUUUUGAUUUAUUUAGUAACGAUAAAUAAAUUAUUAUCAAAUUUUCUAGGAACAGCAACAAAUGAUAUGAAACAAAUGCCGACAACACAGGAAUGGGAGAAUGAUCCGAGGACAAUUGAACUUCGUAAACAGUUAAAUGAUGCUCUCGAUCGUGAACGCACUUCUCAGCACAAACUUCAAAAGACUGUUGAUGAGUUGCUUGAUGCACGUUUAGAGAUUGAUGUUAAAAAUGCAAAAAAUGAGCGUUUAGAGAAGAGACUUAAAAACGCAAAUGAUGAAUUGGCUAGUUUGCGUGAACAAUUGGAUCAAUCUAUGGAUCACCGUGAAACACUUGAAAGACAACAAUUCGAAUUAAAUUUAAAGGAAUCCAGAAAAAGGACAGAAUUACAGAGAGAAUUGGAAGCUAAAGAGGAUGAAAUGGAGGAAAUGAGAAUUCAAUUUCAACGUAAAAUUCGAAAUCUCGAAUCGACUUUGGACGAUGCUCAACUUGAAAUUUCGUCUCUUCUUAAACAGAAAAAAGCUGCAUGGCAACGCAAUAGUCAGUCUGUUUCAAUGAAUGGGUCUUUGUUGGAUUUGGCUCAAAAUAGCAAUUCACCUGAGAAUCGAACUUUGAAAGGAAAAUUGGCUAGAGCUAUGGCUUUAAUACAAAGUUCAAAAAUUCAUUUUGACAAGGAUUCGUCGUUUGAAGAAAAUUCUCAAUUGAGAAAUUUAAAAAAUAAUUUGGGUGUGAAGUUCCGUAUUUUCUUCAGUUUGCGGAGGGAGUGA
This is a messenger RNA of Meloidogyne enterolobii, 792 nucleotides long. The record is from the annotation of a GenBank genome assembly. Lineage: Eukaryota; Metazoa; Nematoda; Chromadorea; Rhabditida; Meloidogynidae.